UCCUACCCUGCCGGAACUAGACCAUCGAGGAUGUCAUAGCGUAGCCUCUCCCAGUCAGGCUCCGUAGGCUUCCUGUUGUCGACGAGAAUGUUAUCAAGUCGCCUCCCUUUCGGUAAUGCCCCGUACGCCUUUGUGAAAGCCUUCGCUUCAGCACUAAUAUCCUCACUUUCAUAGAUGUUUGGCAAGUAGCGUUCCAUCCAUUUUUUGCUGGGCAGGGGCUUGAAUCCGUUCGCUCUCAACGCUUCUCGCUCUGCAGGGUACGUAACGUGGAGCCAGUAGCGAAAGACAUCCGUCGCGGCUCGCAUACCAGCCGUACUCGCCGCUCCCUCUGCAGCCUGCUUCAUUGACGGAUGAUGUCUCGCUCGGUGGUACAUCAUAUUGACGGCCUGAAAUUAGUAGAGCAGAGAGCGCUGCUUGAUGAGCUCGGGGGUGCGGAGAGCGGCAGCUUUGUUUUCGAAUUCACUGCCAUGGAUGGCCGAUGCAGGAUUAUCGUCGGUGUAUAGAUGGGAGGCCUUAGGGUCCUUCGCUCUAGCCUUGCUUAUAGGCGUGCUUCACACUGUCUUCGCAGCUCGUGAAGUAGCUACCUUUGGCAUAUUGUACGCUGCUAUGUGCGCAGCUGAUGGCAUUGUCGUUGUACGAAGGCUGUAUCAUCAAUGGAAAUGUACCACGGCAAGGGGAGAAAGAUUGUCGAGAUGUCCUUGCGGAAGAAAGUUCGUGCUACAAUCCCUACCUUUGAUCGUAACGUUGCUGUAUAAGCGUGAGAGACCUCGAACGCUUAGGGAAUUCAGCACAAGCCGUCAAGACAUCGUUAAUAUCGAGACUGUGUUUGUAUUAUUACGCACUCAUCGGCCUGAAGCCCCAGACUGCUAAGAGUGCAUGCCCAGGUGUAUGCGAAUAGCCAACG
Baudoinia panamericana UAMH 10762 is the source of this 904-nucleotide messenger RNA. RefSeq lists its product as uncharacterized. NCBI's taxonomy places the organism in Eukaryota, Fungi, Ascomycota, Dothideomycetes, Mycosphaerellales, Teratosphaeriaceae. The transcript has a single exon. The record is from RefSeq and is a predicted model, not a curated record. Bases 418 to 870 code for a protein of 150 amino acids.